GCCACGUCAGGCGGGGCGGGGCGGGCCGGGAGCGGGGCUGGAGCAGUGGGAUGCGGGCCGGGAUGCGGGCCGGGAUGCGGGUGCUGGCCGUGCUGCUGUGCGCGCUGCGGGCCGGCGGCACCGAGCUGACCUUCGAGCUGCCCGACAGCGCCAAGCAGUGCUUCCACCAGGAGCUGGAGCGCGGCCUCAAGUUCACGCUGGACUACCAGGUGAUCACCGGGGGACACUACGACGUGGACUGCUACGUGGAGGACCCCAACGGCAGGACGAUCUACAAGGAGACCAAGAAGCAGUAUGACAGCUUCCUGCACCGUACCGAAGUCAAGGGCGUCUACACCUUCUGCUUCAGCAAUGAGUUCUCCACCUUCUCCCACAAAACCGUCUACUUCGACUUCCAGGUGGGCGAUGAGCCACCGAUCCUGCCCGACAUGAGCAACCGCGUCACCGCCCUGACACAGAUGGAGUCCGCCUGUGUCACCAUCCACGAGGCUCUGAACACAGUGAUCGACUCCCAGACUCACUACCGCCUGCGGGAAGCGCAGGACCGGAGCAGAGCCGAAGACCUCAACGGCCGGGUCUCAUACUGGUCGGUCGGGGAAACCCUCAUCCUCUUUGUGGUCAGCAUUGGGCAAGUGAUGCUGCUCAAAAGCUUCUUCACCGAGAAGAGACCCAGCAGCAGCGGGGCCAGCACCUAGAGCCGCAGCUGCUCUGUGCCCGAACUGCGCGGGGGGAGCGGGCAGGCAGCAUUCUCCUGGGUCACGCUUUACCUCUGUUUUUCACAAGUUGCUGCUGUGGGGAGGUGGCUGGGGGGGAGCAGGGGAUGAUGUGACACUGCUGAGCCAGGUGGAAAAUGGUCACCCAGGCAUGGGCAACCCCCAGCCAAUCCCCCCAGCAUCACCUCCCGCUUUGCUUUCGCCUGCCCUGCGGCCCUGUCCCCUCGCCCAGCCGGUCUGUCCCCACUCGCCAGCUCCACCAGGGAGGCGGGUGGGUGCGCUGGGGUUUGGCAUCAACACUCUGGUCCCUUGUCCGACGCCUGAGGCACCUUCAGAGCCUGAUGUGACUGCAAGGUGCAGCCCGGCAUCCAGCAAGGCCACACGCUGCCCAUGCACACCCAGCAGGACAGGGAGCUUUGCCCAGGCCGGCGAAGGGAUGGGGCAAUGCCAACCCACCCAGCACCCGCCUUCCGAGCACUCCUGCCCCUAGCCAAGUGCUGUAAGCCCGGAGCAGAGCUGCCCUGCAGGCUGCAAGCUCUGUGCCUGCAGGCAGAGGAGCGGUGAGCACAGCUCCCCUUUUUUCCCUAGGCCAGGGCCAAAGCCGGCAGCAGCGUCCCAGGAGCCACUGGCUCAAAAACAGAGCCAAGGUUUCAGCAGGGGCUUUUGGCUUGGUAGUUUCCAUUGCUUUGCAAGCCCCCAUCCUCACAGAGAAGCAUUUCCCAGGCCCUCCUCUGCCGUGAAAGCAAGCGGCAUGCCCCGUGCAAGAUGGUAUUUUCAUACUUGCACGAGUCCACUUGGCCACCCCACGCAUCCCACUGUGCCCAGCAGACAGCAGGAGCGGGCACAGCUCUGCCUCACCCGUGCCGAGGAAGCCCCAUCCCCACUGCAGCAGCAGCAAGGAACCCCCACGCCCCUGGGACUGCAGCCCUGUUCCCUGGAGCCCCCACAAAACAGAGGCCCCCACAAGACCCCUUGGGAGACCACCCUGUGCGAGAGCCCUGGGGAGACCAGUGCGCCAGCCACCACCACCAGCCCUCAAGCGGGCACAGGAUCGCUCCUCGGGAGCCAGAGCAGCACCGCUGGCGUUUUACUUUGCCACUUCGUAAUAAACCCCUGCGACCGUA
Molecule: messenger RNA, 1837 nt
Organism: Aquila chrysaetos chrysaetos
Lineage: Eukaryota; Metazoa; Chordata; Aves; Accipitriformes; Accipitridae
Gene: TMED3
Product: transmembrane p24 trafficking protein 3
Exons: 3
Coding region: 51-695 (214 amino acids)
Biological process (GO): Golgi organization; intracellular protein transport; endoplasmic reticulum to Golgi vesicle-mediated transport
Cellular component (GO): endoplasmic reticulum-Golgi intermediate compartment; COPII-coated ER to Golgi transport vesicle; Golgi apparatus
Source: RefSeq, a predicted model, not a curated record